AUGCUUAUCAGUUUAGAGAGGGACAGAACAUGUGGCCAGGCCAACGGCCUGGUAACCACCCUGCGUAAUACACACUCAUCAUCCACAAUCCGCUCAGCCAACAGAGAGACAGGUCUUCCCCCAGAACAGGAGAAAUACCAGAGUAAGUCUGGGAAAAGAGUAUGACUACAGAAUGAUGGAAUUGCCCUCUAUGACCAAGACAAAGACCCAACCAAAAACACAUCUCAGAAACACCCCAAAGAUUCUGAGUUUCCUGUCAGCAGCUGUAUGAACCCCUACUUAGGCCAAAUAAAAGCUCUGGCCUCACAGAGCACUAAAGCAUCUGGAUUCUGCCUCACCAACUCACUGAAGGCCCAUCCCUGCCAAUAAGCUGUCUCGCCCUGCACCCCAUCAGGUUUAUUGUAGCCUCCUCCAGUGACGAUCAGCUCUGGAGGUUGUGGGGUAUGCCUGUGGGGGAGAUGAUCAUGACUGGGGUGGGUCAUAGUGAUUGGCUCUCUGGCUGCAGCUUUCACCCAAAUGGUGGAAGCCUGGCCACCACCAGUGGAGACACAACAGUAAGGAUCUGGGAUUUCUCCCAAGGCCGCUGCAUCCUGACUCUGAAUGACCACACCCAUGCCACAUGGGGCUGCUCCUUCCACUCAUGUGGGGACUUUGUCGCCUCUUGCUCAAUGGACACUACAAAGGUGUGGGACCUGCAAAGGGAGCGCUGUCGUAGCACCCUUCUUGGCCACGUUGACUCAGUCAACAGUGUUACUUUCCUGCCCUUUUCCAACACUCUUCGUACUUGCUAG
Messenger RNA from Coregonus sp. 'balchen', 791 nucleotides. The record is from the annotation of a GenBank genome assembly. NCBI's taxonomy places the organism in Eukaryota, Metazoa, Chordata, Actinopteri, Salmoniformes, Salmonidae.